GCUCUAUUUCAUUUCAUUUCCAACUCCCACCAAAUCUCAAUCUUCAUAGAAUCCCACACUUUUAUAGUAUACCACAAUUUUCUAGCCUUAAAUUAGCAUGGCCAAAUCACCAUAUCUAGAGGAAGAUUGUAUCAAAGACUACAAAUUAAAAAAUAAUAGUAACCCCAAUAAAGCAAAGAAUUUGUCUUUCUUUGCUUCUAUUUUCUCCCUUUUCAUCUACAUAUGUAUCUUCUAUAUCUUCAACCUUUCUCCUUAUACUCUCUUGAACAACAACAUAUUUUGGUUUAUCAUGUCCAACACUUUAAUCCUCAUCAUAGCUAUUGACUAUGAAGCAUUCUCUUCAUCCAAACAAAAACAAGAAGAUCUCCAUGAAGAGUAUGUAAAACAUAGUCAAGAAAUUAGAAACCAUGUCUCAUCAAUUCCCACAUAUGAUGAAUUACAAGUUGAUAAGCAAUGUAUUAUUAAUUCCAACCAAGAGUUCUUGCAAGAGGAAAAAGAAACAAUUGUCCCCGAACGUGUGUUGGAAAUUGUCGUUCAAAAUCAACCAAAGAAAAUUAGGACUAGUGAUGAUAGUGCAAAUGAGAAGAAGAAAUCAACACUUCUAUUGCAAGUAGAUGGUGAUGAUGUUCACAAGGAACAUGAAUUAGAGAAAGCAACAUUUCCUACAAGAUCAAUCUACCGAAGAAGUAAAUCUUAUAGACACAAUAGAGCCAAGCAUGUUGUGAUUGAUGAAAGGAGGAACUCAGUGAGAAGGUUAGAGUCUAUGAAGAUGGAACCAAAAAUAGAAGAAGAAAAUGAGUUUUCUAAGAUGUCAAAUGAAGAUCUCAAUAAGAGGGUGGAAGAAUUUAUUCAGAAAUUCAAUAAGCAAAUUAGACUUCAAGCAUCAACUAUAAAUUAAUCAAUGUCCAUCAAAUUUAGACGGUCUUUUCAGAGUUAGAAUCAAAGACUAUAUUCCAAAAAUUUUGGUGUCAUGUCAUAUGUACUUGUUUAAUUAUGUUACAUUUUGAUAUAUACGUUCUUAGUCCUAUCUUUU
Messenger RNA from Medicago truncatula (barrel medic), 1033 nucleotides. RefSeq lists its product as uncharacterized. Lineage: Eukaryota; Viridiplantae; Streptophyta; Magnoliopsida; Fabales; Fabaceae. The transcript has a single exon. The coding region runs from base 98 to 898 and encodes 266 amino acids. The record is from RefSeq and is a predicted model, not a curated record.